ACCUCAAUUCAACCAAUACAAGGUGCAGGACGUGAAGUGGUUGCACACUUGGUUCAAGCGAGCGAAUUGGUUGCAAACUUGACAUUAUGGCAAACAUGGCGUGAGUUUUUGAAAUGGAAAUCAAGAUGGCACAUGAGAUACAUUUAAAGAACAACAAAUACCGGCAGUGGGUUAAGGCUGGCCUAGGCUUGGGUUAUCUUAAAGAGGGACUUGCGCCAUUUUGUGAUGACAUAGGAAGACAGCAGCACAACGAUAUUAUAAACAAAAUACAACAAACAAAGACUCCUCAACCAAACGUACCAUGUGGCGCCUGUCAGAUAACAACUCUACAGCCAGAUCAUGUCCGAGUCUCAAAAGGGAUAUGUCCCCUCAAACAAGAUAAAUGUAACUGUUGUUUUCCUAAUAAUAAGAGACCCUGUCCAAACAAUAUAUGUGGUGCCAUCUAUGACAGCAUUAUACAGUAUCAUGCAUCAAUGCCACCAGUACCUUUUUGGAAAAACAGUGAUGUCCAACAGUGGUCGACAGAACCAUGGGAGGUUUGCAAAUGUUUUAUAAAUGCUCCUGGGUACAAGGACAAGAUAUCAGCAGUCGACACCGAUUGCACUGGGUUGCUUCAUGUUAUCAUAAAUAACAAGUACUUUCAUAG
This is a messenger RNA of Ruditapes philippinarum (Manila clam), 646 nucleotides long. RefSeq lists its product as uncharacterized. Lineage: Eukaryota; Metazoa; Mollusca; Bivalvia; Venerida; Veneridae. The record is from RefSeq and is a predicted model, not a curated record.